GCAGUUUUUAACCCCUUCCCCAGGCUAGCUGUGCCCCUUAACUUCCACUCCUCCCCCAACUCUCUCUUCAUUCCUUCUGCUCCCUCCCCCUUCAUGCCCCUCCCCCUCUGUCUGUCUUCAGACUCUGCUGCUGGGAGGUGUUUCUCUCCCAUGCAUGAAUGAGUCUCUGUAAUGAAUGGAAAUGAAUGGAUCAGGAAUCCAGGCAGAGGGAGGGAGAAUGAAGGGGGGAAAGACAGAAAGGGUAAGGGCAGAAGGAAGCACUGUGGAACCUGGAAGGAUGUGUGGCUGGCUGGUCAGGGUUCUCAGAGCAACUGGUCCCACUUGGAUAACUGGGGAGCAUGUCAAGCCCACCCCAUUUGCUCACCACACUGUACAGCCCAACCUACAUUGGAGGAGGGCAUACUGUGAUGGUUUUCCCUACCACCAGGGGGUAGGGUGGUAGCUGUGGUUGUUCUAGACCGUGCAUUUAAAAUACAGAAUUUGGGGAAGCGGUCUGAAUUAUCUGGGAGGCUGGUGGGCUUAGCAAAUCAAGGGGUACAGCUUUUGAGUAGAGCAGCCCUUUCGUGCCUCAAGAUGCAAGUAGGGAGAAGGGAUUGGUUUUUGGAAUACAGAGUGCUGAGAGUCUACAGGUAGGGAGUGACUUUACUGCUGAAAACUAGGGCUCACCUUUUCCUCCAAAUCUGUCUCUUGCUUUAGCUCCACAGCACCUGUUGCCUUCAUUAGCAGCCUUUCCUCCUCUUCCCUGCACUCCCCAGAACCAAAGAAUGUGAAGGGGGUCCAUGGAGGGCUCACGUCCCCGCGCCCCGAGCGGCCACUUAGCGCCGUCGCCGCCAGCUUUCGACGGCGAGCUGGAUCUGCAGCGAUACUCCAACGGGCCAGCCGUGAGCACAGGGUCACCUGGGAUGGGAGCAGUGAGCUGGUCUGAGAGUCGUGCAGGCGAACGGCGCUUCCCCUGCCCUGUAUGCGGGAAGCGCUUCCGCUUCAACUCUAUCCUGGCUUUGCACCUGCGGGCACACCCAGGCGCGCAGGCCUUCCAGUGCCCUCACUGCGGCCACCGUGCGGCGCAGCGGGCUCUGCUGCGUUCGCACCUGCGCACACACCAGCCCGAGCGCCCACGUAGUCCUGCCGCACGCCUGUUGCUGGAGUUGGAAGAGCGUGCGCUACUGCGCGAGGCCCGACUGGGGAGAGCCCGAAGCUCAGGGGGCAUGCAGGCCGCCCCUGCCACUGAGGGCUUGGCGCGGCCCCAAGCUCCUUCAUCGUCCGCCUUCCGUUGCCCCUACUGCAAAGGCAAGUUUCGCACCUUGGCGGAGCGGGAACGCCACCUGCACAUCCUGCACAGGCCCUGGAAGUGCGGCCUGUGCAGUUUCGGCGCCAGCCAGGAGGAGGAGCUGCUGCACCACAGCCUGACCGCCCACGGAGCUCCCGAGCGCCCUCUGGCGGCCACCUCCGCUGCGCCCCAGCCUCAGCCUCCACCCCAGCCCGAACCCAGAUCGGUCCCUGAGCCGGAGCCAGAGCCGGAGCCUGAACGUGAGGCAAACCCGGCCCCAGCUCCUGCAGCUCCCGAGGAGCCCCCAGCGCCUCCGGAGUUCCGCUGCCAAGUGUGCGGCCAGAGCUUUACACAGUCUUGGUUUCUCAAGGGCCACAUGCGCAAACACAAGGCCUCCUUCGAUCACGCGUGUCCCGUGUGCGGCCGUUGCUUCAAGGAGCCCUGGUUCCUUAAGAACCACAUGAAGGUGCACGCCAGCAAGCUGGGCCCGCUGCGCGCCCCGGGGCCUGGCUCCGGGCCUUCUCGGGCUCCCCAGCCUCCUGACCUGGGCCUGCUGGCCUAUGAGCCGUUGGGUCCAGCGCUCCUGUUGGCCCCGGCGCCUACCCCGGCCGAGCGCCGUGAGCCCCCGAGCCUCUUGGGCUACCUGAGCCUGCGAGCUGGCGAGGGCCGGCCCAAUGGCGAGGGUGCUGAGCCCGGGGCCGGCCGCAGCUUCGGAGGCUUCCGCCCGCUAUCCUCUGCUCUCCCGGCCCGGGCUCGCCGGCACCGUGCGGAGGAGCCCGAGGAGGAAGAGGAGGUGGUGGAGGCCGAGGAGGAGACCUGGGCCCGGGGCAGGUCAAUGGGCCCUCUGGCUUCCCUGCACCCGCGCCCGGGUGAGGGACCUGGGCACUCUGCGCCUGCUGCUGGGGCCCAGGCGAGAUCGACCGCCACGCAGGAAGAGAAUGGGCUGUUGGUUGGAGGGACCAGGCCUGAAGGGGGCCGGGGCGCCACCGGCAAGGAUUGUCCCUUCUGCGGAAAAUCUUUCCGCUCGGCACAUCACCUCAAAGUGCAUCUGCGAGUGCACACAGGCGAGCGGCCCUACAAGUGUCCGCACUGCGACUACGCGGGCACCCAGUCCGGCUCGCUCAAGUAUCACCUACAGCGCCACCACAGGGAGCAGAGGAGUGGGGCCGGCCCCGGGCCACCCCCGGAGCCACCGCCCCCUUCCCAGCGGGGUUCAGCCCCGUCAUCUGGAGCCAAGCCGUCUCCGCAGCCUGCGACCUGGGUGGAGGGCGCCUCAAGCCCCCGGCCUCCUUCUAGCGGUGCUGGGCCGGGGUCCCGUCGGAAGCCCACCAGCCCUGGGAGGACCCUGCGCAACGGGCGAGGCGGUGAGGCCGAGCCCCUGGACCUGUCCCUGCGGGCAGGGCCGGGAGGCGAGGCCGGGCCGGGGGGUGCCCUCCACCGCUGCCUCUUCUGCCCUUUCGCCACUGGAGCCCCGGAGCUCAUGGCCUUGCACCUUCAGGUGCACCACAGCCGCCGGGCUAGGGGCCGCCGGCCACCUCAGGCUGACGCGUCCCCACCCUAUGUCCGAAUACCAUCAGGGGAGACCCCUCCCAGUCCUUCGCAGGAAGGGGAGGAGGGUUCUGGGCUGUCCAGACCGGGAGAGGCAGGGCUGGGGGGGCAAGAACGGUAGUGAGCCCUCAGGGGCGAUUAGCUUAGUGAGCUUACCCCGCCGGAGCGGGGGAGCGCUAGAGGUAGUUGGGUAGAGACGCCAGCAGGGGGCAGCGUGGGACCCAUAUCCCAGCCCCAGGCGGACCAGAGGUGGAGGGGGCGGCGGGCGUAGGAGGGUGGGCUGGUGGUACCCACCCAGCCCAAGGGAGUCACAGUGCCUUAGAAGUGGCAGAGGUGAGGGUCAAAGAACAGAGUCCCAGGGCUGGCAGAGAGGGUUUGUGUCCCGGUUGAGGAGCCACUCUGCCAGUCUUUGCUGGUCCAUAGGCGUGAGAGUUUAUUUUUGUACAAGGGGUGAGGGUGGGGGGGCACUGUACCCUUCUAGCCCCAUCAGGGGCCCUGUAGACGUUGCUAUUUUUGGUACGAUUCCUGUCAUCCCUGUCGCAGAGUCGUGUCCCCAAUAAACAGGUGUCUUGAGGCACAGGGCCCUG
Messenger RNA from Cebus imitator (Panamanian white-faced capuchin), 3402 nucleotides. It is a transcript of the gene ZNF219, whose product is annotated as zinc finger protein 219. The transcript is spliced from 4 exons. Gene Ontology annotation, molecular function: DNA-binding transcription factor activity, RNA polymerase II-specific; RNA polymerase II cis-regulatory region sequence-specific DNA binding. The coding region runs from base 780 to 2936 and encodes 718 amino acids. Gene Ontology annotation, biological process: regulation of DNA-templated transcription. The record is from RefSeq and is a predicted model, not a curated record. NCBI's taxonomy places the organism in Eukaryota, Metazoa, Chordata, Mammalia, Primates, Cebidae. Gene Ontology annotation, cellular component: nucleus.